Messenger RNA from Amyelois transitella, 1436 nucleotides. Its product is annotated as pickpocket protein 28-like. The coding region runs from base 36 to 1436 and encodes 466 amino acids. Gene Ontology annotation, biological process: sodium ion transmembrane transport. Gene Ontology annotation, cellular component: membrane. The record is from RefSeq and is a predicted model, not a curated record. Gene Ontology annotation, molecular function: ligand-gated sodium channel activity. NCBI's taxonomy places the organism in Eukaryota, Metazoa, Arthropoda, Insecta, Lepidoptera, Pyralidae. The transcript has 11 exons.
UCGAAUUACAUCAGCCGUCAUCAAAUAUAGACGUUAUGAAGCGUCAUUCAAGAUCUGAAAGUGUGGGGAAGGUCGCAGAAACAUUGGAAGAGAAACAGAAUAAAUUAUAUUUCGAUGACUUACAUAAGAGGAAAAAGAAAAGGAGCUUCUUCAAAGAGUACAUCAUUGAUUACACGGCUAACUCCAAUCUUCAUGGUCUAAAAUAUAUAGGCGAAAAUCAGAGAACCCGAGUGGAAAAAAUAUUCUGGUUGUUCGCAUUUAUUUGCUGUGUUAUCCUUUGCGCUGGUCUGAUCAGAAACGUAUGGAGAAAAUGGAAUGACAGCCCAGUUAUUGUUAGUUUCGCAGAAAAUACCACUCCAGUUUGGCAGAUUCCAUACCCAGCAGUCACGGUAUGUUUGGAGACCAAAGCCAAGGCAUCAGUAUUUAAUUUUACAGAAAAUUAUCACAAAUAUAACAGCAGUGGAGUACGGAGUAAUAUGACUCAAGAGGAUAUAGAAUAUUUUGAAGAUCUUACACUUGUUUGUGACGACCAUCUUGCUUAUUCGGGCGGUAGGAAAUUCGGAAAUGGAAAUGCUUCAGUAACCAACCUGAAGAAAGUAUCACAGAAUUUAUCAGAAGCUUUUUUUGCCUGCAAAUGGAAAGAUAUACCGAAGCAGACCUGUGAAGACCUAUUCUCACCGAUAUUGACAGAAGAAGGCAUAUGUUACACUUUCAACACGUUACGAGCCGACGAAAUUUUCAGAAUGGAAAAUUUACAUAAAGAUUAUCAAUAUUUGGAACAUGAAAAUAGAGCGGAAUCAUGGAAUUUAGAAUUUGGUUAUGCCCCAACUACGCCAAUAGAAACCUAUCCUCAUAGAGGUUCGGGGUAUGGUGCUAAAUCCGGAUUAGUGUUUCUAAUGCGAACAAGGGAGAGUGAUUUGGAUUAUCUCUGUCGAGGACCUGUUCAAGGCUUUAAAAUCCUACUCCAUAACCCGGCUGAGUUGCCGAGGCUCACACAAAACUAUUUCCGUUCACCUCUUAACCAGGAAGUAGUUGUAGCUGUUAAACCUAAAAUGAUGACUACCUCCUCAGGAUUAAAACCGUACGACCCUGAAAGACGCCAAUGCUAUUUCCCAACUGAGAGGUAUCUUCGGUACUUCAAAGUUUAUACUCAAACAAACUGCGAGUUUGAGUGCCUAACAAACUACACCUAUGCUAGAUGUGGAUGUGUGCAUAUAGGAAUGCCUCUGGAAUUGGUAGUAGUGGAAGUGGAAUCAAGCUUAGAGAACCAGAAGUCCGAAGCAUCAAACGAAGCGCGUAUGAUCGCGCACAACUGCAAGUGCUUGCCUGCCUGCACGUCCAUAGAGUACGAAUCGGAGACUUCCCAGGCGGACUAUGAUUGGAAAGCUAUAUUCAGAGUCCUCAAGUUGGAUUACACUGAAAUGGAUGAAGAGUAA